UCGUUACGAGGUGCUCCGAACGGACUCCUCAUUCCCAAACUCAAAAUGGGUCACGACUGUCCAGUGUGCGGCAAGAAGAAUGAGUCCGCGUCCAGGCUGACUGUGCACCUGCGGACCCACACGGGAGAGAAGCCUUUUGAGUGCACGGUCUGCAACAAGAAGUUCAGCCAACGUAACAACCUCAAAACGCACCUCGGGAUCCACACAGGAGAGAAGCCCCUGGAGUGCACGGUUUGCAACAAGAAGUUCAGCCUAGGUAGCAGCCUCAGAAAGCAUUUCCGGACCCACACAGGAGACAAGCCCUUUGAGUGCACGGUUUGCAACAAGAAGUUCACCGAAAGUGGCAGCCUCAGAGUGCAUCUCCGGAUCCACACAGGGGAAAGGCCCUUUGAGUGCACGGUUUGCAACAAGAAGUUCAUCGAAAGUGGCAAGCUCAGAGUACACCUCCGGACCCACACAGGAGACAAGCCUUUUGAGUGCACGGUCUGCAAUAAGAGGUUCUUCCAUGGUGGCAAUCUCAGAGUGCAUCUCCGAACCCACACAGGAGACAAGCCUUUUGAGUGCACGGUCUGCAACAAGAAGUUCGUCCAAGGUAGUAACCUCAGAGUGCAUCUCCGGACCCACACAGGGGACAAGCCCUUUGAGUGCAUGGUUUGCAACAAGAAGUUCGCCGAAAGUGGCAGCGUCAGAGUGCAUCUGCGGAUUCACGCAGGAGACAAGCCCUUUGAGUGCACGGUCUGCAACAAGAAGUUCACCAGAAGUGACAUCCUCAGAAUGCAUCUCCGGACCCACACAGGAGACAAGCCCUUUGAGUGCACGGUUUGCAACAAGAAGUUCAUCCAAAGUGGCAACCUCAGAAAGCAUCUCCGGACCCACACAGGAGACAAGCGCUUUGAGUGCACGGUUUGCAGCAAGAGGUUCAGGCAAAACUCCCAUCUGAAAAAGCAUCUGCGAACCCACACUGGAGGACACGAUUUGAACAUCCAGUUGGCAAAUGGCAGUUAAGUCAAGAUGGCAGCAGUCUCAACUGCGCACUCUCGUUGAGGAAAAACGGCAAGCUGUAUUUUUCCGGAAUACAAGUACUUAAGCGGCAGGCCUAAGUGUAACGGUUGAGACUGUUCGCGAGGCGCAUAACUAAGAUAUUUAGUCCGAAUUUGUUUAAUGUUAGGAAAACUAUCCGUGUCUUAAUCUUUUGUCAUUUACAAGCUUAUAGUUUUUUUUUCUCAUUGUAAGAAUUUAAGUGGGAAGUCAUUUAGAACAAUAGGACUGGGCUCUGGAAGUCUUAGGCUCUCAUUUGAAAAUGAUUUUAUUUCCGAUUCGAAUACAUGACAAUAUGUGAAUUUGACUUUCCGUCUCUGAAAUACGACUCGUUUGUUUUAAGCACGCAUCCGUUGAUCUUUGGAUGAUGGCAUUGAUUGAUCCUGGUCAACGUUACAUAAGCUUUCUCUCAAUUUGACUCAGUUGCACGUUUACUGAUGUUACUUGUAUACACUACUGUUUUUGCCUCUAUAUUGAAUAAAAAAGUAUUAUUGACGUGUC
Molecule: messenger RNA, 1539 nt
Organism: Thrips palmi
Lineage: Eukaryota; Metazoa; Arthropoda; Insecta; Thysanoptera; Thripidae
Product: zinc finger protein 239-like
Exons: 2
Coding region: 46-1005 (319 amino acids)
Biological process (GO): regulation of transcription by RNA polymerase II
Cellular component (GO): transcription regulator complex; PcG protein complex
Molecular function (GO): RNA polymerase II cis-regulatory region sequence-specific DNA binding; DNA-binding transcription factor activity, RNA polymerase II-specific
Source: RefSeq, a predicted model, not a curated record